This is a messenger RNA of Vollenhovia emeryi, 809 nucleotides long. RefSeq lists its product as uncharacterized. The record is from RefSeq and is a predicted model, not a curated record. Lineage: Eukaryota; Metazoa; Arthropoda; Insecta; Hymenoptera; Formicidae. The coding region runs from base 307 to 669 and encodes 120 amino acids. The transcript has 4 exons.
GACAAAGGCGAUUCGGAUGACGUUGUUCUUUGACGAUCGAAGCUUCGAUCGUCAAGGAACAAAGAACGGCGGAUAUAUAUAUGUAUAUAUAGGGCCAACGGUCACGGCAGGACACUUCGAAGUCGUCUCUCGUAGAGCAAAGAUCGAGCCCUUUUCCGAGUUCUCCGCUAAGUUAUCGAGGCCGAGUCCUCGCGUUCGUGCGUUUGUGCGUACCGGAGACCGAGUUCUCCGCUAAGAUAUAUCGAGGCCGAGUCCUCGCGUUCGUGUAAUUUUAAAUAAACAAUCAUAAACAAACGAAACUAGUGUAUGGACUUAAACUCCCACACACGCAACAAUGCUGAGUCAUCAAGUGAUAUUAUUUUACAAGCCGCAGAUAUAGAGUUGUUCACAGAUAAUUUAAAUGAAACAUUUCAGACAGGCAGACAAAAUAACCCUAGACACAGAAGAUCUCGACCUAAACAAAUAAAUUCAUCUAGCCGAAGAGAGGAAGAACAUGUAACCAGAAGAGAUGCAGACCAAGAUUGUGAAAGUUCUCCCGAUACACAGAGGACAGCAAUUACACAUGCAAUAAUGCAGACGACACAAAUGACACAGCAUGAAGAAUCUCAGACAAUCAAUAUUACUUUUAAUUCAGAAAGUGGAAUCACAAAUACACAAGUCCAAGAUUGAGAAAGUUCUUCCGAUACACAGAGGACAACAGUUACACAUGAUAUAAUGCAGACGACACAAAUGACACAGAAUGAAGAAUCUCAGACAAUCGAUAUUACUUUUGAUUCAGAAAGUGGAAUGACAAAUACACAAGGUAAUAU